GUCCGCGGCUUUGCGGGGGUAGCGGAGCGGUGGCUCCGGCAGUCGGGGGAAUCCAGGUGCCGAGGCGCUGGGGCUUAGGUGGCAGUUCGGGCCGUUAGGGAGACCCAAACGGCACUGACCCUUGACCUCGGGGCGCUCCCCCAUCAGGCGCGAUGGCUACAGGCGCGGAUGUGCGGGACAUUCUAGAACUCGGAGGUCCAGAGGGGGAUGCAGCUUCCGGGACCAUCAGCAAGAAGGACAUUAUCAACCCGGACAAGAAAAAGUCCAAGAAAUCCUCCGAGACACUGACCUUCAAGAGGCCUGAGGGCAUGCACCGAGAGGUCUAUGCACUGCUCUACUCUGACAAGAAGGAUGCACCCCCACUGCUACCCAGUGACACUGGCCAAGGCUACCGCACAGUGAAAGCCAAGUUGGGCUCUAAGAAGGUGCGGCCCUGGAAGUGGAUGCCAUUCACCAACCCAGCCCGCAAGGACGGAGCUAUGUUCUUCCACUGGCGACGGGCGGCUGAGGAGGGCAAGGACUACCCCUUUGCCAGGUUCAACAAGCAGACUGUGCAGGUCCCCGUGUACUCAGAGCAGGAGUACCAGCUGUACCUGCACGACGACGCCUGGACCAAGGCAGAGACGGACCAUCUCUUUGACCUCAGCCGCCGCUUUGACUUACGGUUUGUAGUUAUCCAUGACCGCUACGACCACCAGCAGUUCAAGAAGCGUUCCGUGGAAGACUUGAAGGAGCGGUACUACCAUAUCUGUGCCAAGCUUGCCAACGUGCGCGCUGUGCCAGGCACGGACCUCAAGAUACCGGUGUUUGAUGCUGGGCACGAGCGACGGCGGAAGGAGCAGCUGGAGCGUCUCUACAACCGGACCCCAGAGCAGGUCGCGGAGGAGGAGUAUCUGCUGCAGGAGCUGCGCAAGAUCGAGGCCCGGAAGAAGGAGAGGGAGAAGCGCAGCCAGGACCUGCAGAAGCUGAUAACAGCGGCGGACACCACCGCAGAGCAGCGGCGCACGGAGCGCAAAGCCCCCAAGAAGAAGCUACCCCAGAAAAAGGAGGCGGAGAAGCCGGCUGUUCCUGAGACUGCAGGCAUCAAGUUCCCGGACUUCAAGUCUGCCGGCGUCACCCUGCGGAGCCAGCGGAUGAAGCUGCCAAGCUCUGUGGGACAGAAGAAGAUCAAGGCCCUGGAGCAGAUGCUGCUGGAGCUUGGUGUGGAGCUGAGCCCAACGCCCACGGAGGAGCUGGUGCACAUGUUCAACGAGCUGCGGAGUGACCUGGUGCUGCUCUACGAGCUCAAGCAGGCCUGUGCCAACUGCGAGUAUGAGCUCCAGAUGCUGCGGCACCGGCACGAGGCCCUGGCUAGGGCCGGCGUGCUCGGGGGCCCCGCCACACCAGCAUCCGGCCCGGCCCCAGCCUCUGCUGAGCCAGCAGUACCUGAACCUGGUCUCGGUCCCGACCCCACCAAGGACACCAUCAUUGAUGUGGUGGGCGCGCCCCUCACGCCCAAUUCGAGGAAGCGACGGGAGUCAGCCUCCAGUUCCUCUUCUGUGAAGAAAGCCAAGAAGCCAUGAGAGGCCACACGGGGUGUGGGUGCUGCUGUGUAAAUAGAGCUGCUGAGUUGGA
Messenger RNA from Zalophus californianus (California sea lion), 1614 nucleotides. RefSeq names its product DNA methyltransferase 1 associated protein 1 (gene DMAP1). The transcript is spliced from 11 exons. Gene Ontology annotation, biological process: negative regulation of transcription by RNA polymerase II; chromatin remodeling; DNA repair. The record is from RefSeq and is a predicted model, not a curated record. Gene Ontology annotation, molecular function: transcription corepressor activity. Bases 153 to 1562 code for a protein of 469 amino acids. NCBI's taxonomy places the organism in Eukaryota, Metazoa, Chordata, Mammalia, Carnivora, Otariidae. Gene Ontology annotation, cellular component: Swr1 complex; nucleus; NuA4 histone acetyltransferase complex.